AUGAACUUUUCAGGUGGUAAUUACGUGGCCCUGACGCGGUUUCCCGUUGCCGUGGCAGCAAGCCGCUUGGGUAACCGCGGCUGGAUGUUCACCCUCCGCUUUCACAAGCGGCGUUUGAUUUCCCAGCAGCCCGAGCCGCGGGGGCGCGCCGCAUUGAGGCCGCGUGAGAAGAUGGCGCGUUUGUCAAUAAAUCGUGCGGCGGGACGGGGAUUUGCCGUGUUCUGGUUACGGUACACGGCCGCGUUUGCGUCACGGAGGAUCGCGGCCGCGGUGACGGAAGACGCGGUCGGCCCCCGACCUUGUCUAAUACGAUAUCGUGUAAUACGAUAUCGUGUGCAAUAUGUAAUACGAUAUCGUGUGCAAUAUGUAAUACGAUAUCGUGUGCGUGUGCAAUAUGUAAUACGAUAUCUUGUGCAAUAUGUAAUACGAUAUCGUGUGCAAUAUGUAAUACGAUAUCGUGUGCAUAUAUAUGUAAUACGAUAUCGUGUGCAAUAUGUAAUACGAUAUCGUGUGCAAUAUAUAAUACGAUAUCGUGUGCAAUAUGUAAUACGAUAUCGUGUGCAAUAUGUAAUACGAUAUCGUGCGCAAUAUGUAAUACGAUAUCGUGCGCAAUAUGUAAUACGAUAUCGUGUGUAAUAUGUAAUACGAUAUCGUGUGCAAUAUAUAAUACGAUAUCGUGUGCAAUAUGUAAUACGAUAUCGUGCGCAAUAUGUAAUACGAUAUCGUGCGCAAUAUGUAAUACGAUAUCGUGCGCAAUAUGUAAUACGAUAUCGUGUGCAAUAUGUAAUACGAUAUCGUGUGCUCGUGCAAUAUGUAAUACGAUAUCGUGUGCAAUAUAUAAUACGAUAUCGUGUGCAAUAUGUAAUACGAUAUCGUGUGCAAUAUGUAAUACGAUAUCGUGCGCAAUAUGUAAUACGAUAUCGUGCGCAAUAUGUAAUACGAUAUCGUGUGUAAUAUGUAAUACGAUAUCGUGUGCAAUAUAUAAUACGAUAUCGUGUGCAAUAUGUAAUACGAUAUCGUGCGCAAUAUGUAAUACGAUAUCGUGCGCAAUAUGUAAUACGAUAUCGUGCGCAAUAUGUAAUACGAUAUCGUGCGCAAUAUGUAAUACGAUAUCGUGUGCAAUAUCCAUAAUCACCGAAAAGAGAUUUUGAGAGCAACAGAGUCCAAAAACCACAAACUGAUGGUGAUUGCUAGCGUUUGAGGGUUUUCAAAUCCUUACCCUCGCUUGAAACCCUUCAAACUAAUGUUCAAAAUCCUAAACAAGACUUGGAAACCUGUACCCCAAUUUGAUACCUUAAUUUCAAACCCUAACCUUUGUUUAAAAGCCCAACAUGGGCUCGGAACGGUACUUUAAAACCCCAACUCAGGUUUCAAACCCUAUUUUGAAGCCCUAGCGCAGGCUUUAAACUCUUAGUUCCAAAUGCUAACCUUUGUUUAAAACUCGAACCCCCUGGCUUGAAACCCUACUUUCAAACCCUAACUCUGUUUUGAGACCCCUAACCUGGCUUCAAACGCCGAUUAACAACCUUAACCUUUGUUCAAAACCCUAAACCCUGGCUUAAAACCCUACUCGGAAACUCUAACCCUACCCUGAAAGCCGCAUUGGAAAACUCUUUGAAACCCUACUUCACAAAGGAGCACGUAUACACAUAUUGCGAUGGUGCGCAGCUGUUGGGGCCAAACAUCCAUCUUGCACAGGAAGCCAUCGGUCAAACGAAACCAAUGACUCCGUUGUUCUUGUUUUGUUGACCGUGACGCUGUCUCACCGCAGGCAAACACGCACACACACUGACAAACACGCGCCGCGUGUGUCGGUCGUCACCGGCGGUGCAAAGUAACAAAGUACAAAUACUUGGCUGGUGUACUCAAGUCGAUAUUUCAGUCGACUUUCAAGCGGCCGGACUUAACGUCGUCUUCCAUCAUUAACGUCGUCUUUUCAUCAGGCAAGGGGAAGAAUUCAGCUCGCAGAAAUGGGAGCCAAAGAAGCGAAAAUGGCAUCAAGUGUGUUUGACACAGAUGAGGAAUGUCGGGCGCUCCCGCGACAGCUUGCGGGAUUUAUUGCGCCUGUUCGGCGGUCCUCCGGAGGGCUGAUCAAAUCAGGAAGUUAGAAGAUAGCGUGCCACACAUCAGCCUUGAUCCCAUAAAUCAUGCGUCAGACUGAAGGAUGAGGGUCCGCGCCAGUCGGGACCUUCACGUGCUCGUAAAUUACACGCUUGUUAUAAAUAAACCAGGAAAAGGGGCCCGGAACAUUUCAGGAGUUACUGUAUUCUCUGGGUCCAGACUCCAGACAUCGUUGACUCCCUGCACUGAUGGCCUUGUGCGCUCUCUGUGGUGGUGAAGUUGACAUCGCACCCCCGCUAUCGUUUUUUUUUUUUUGCGGGGGUUACGUUUAACAGGCAACUUUGAAUUUAGAGUUGCAUGCCUCCGUUGUUGCGCCACAACUUAACUGUAAUGGAGAUGACCCCCAACUGGAAGGAGAGGGGCGCGAGGGCUCAAAUUGUAUUUUGAUUUUAAAGUCUGUGUAGAGUCUCCGUGAAACAGGUCUUGGUAUUCCGCAAAGGUUGUAUCGAUGCAACUGGACUGCUUUUGUUUGUUGAAGGCGUUUCCCCUUUAAUCCAAAAGGCUUCUUCAGUUCUAAAUUUGUGGUAUGGAGUCUGUCUAUUUAUGCCUCGGUGGGUUUGGUAUUCACUCGUCUUGUGGCGCAGCAGCUCACCGGGGCAACCCGAUCUCCGGGGAGAGAUGUCAGGAGGCGAUGUUAUUGGCAUGCCUCAAACCUUCUCUUCUCUUCAGAUACGACAUCGCGAGUUUGACGCCGAUGGCUU
This is a messenger RNA of Phyllopteryx taeniolatus (common seadragon), 2822 nucleotides long. RefSeq lists its product as uncharacterized. Lineage: Eukaryota; Metazoa; Chordata; Actinopteri; Syngnathiformes; Syngnathidae. The record is from RefSeq and is a predicted model, not a curated record.